Molecule: messenger RNA, 576 nt
Organism: Betta splendens (Siamese fighting fish)
Lineage: Eukaryota; Metazoa; Chordata; Actinopteri; Anabantiformes; Osphronemidae
Gene: lyrm4b
Product: LYR motif-containing protein 4B
Exons: 3
Coding region: 76-330 (84 amino acids)
Biological process (GO): iron-sulfur cluster assembly
Cellular component (GO): L-cysteine desulfurase complex; mitochondrion
Source: RefSeq, a predicted model, not a curated record
AACAGGCGCUGCCUAAACACCCGUACUCUCGGGUCCUUAAGUCACAGGGUCGCGUAGUAGCGUUAUUGUAACGUGAUGGCGGCGUCCACCCGGUCACAGGUAAUCGCUCUGUACAGGAUGCUGCUAAAAGAGAGCCAGAAAUUCCCUUCGUACAACUACAGGACCUACGCGCUGCGGAGGGUGCGUGAUGCAUUCACGGCCAACAGGAAAGUAGCAGACCCACAGAGUGUGGAGCGACUGGUAGAGGAUGGACGCCAGGCGCUGGCGCUGAUCCAGAGACAGGUCUCUAUAGGAACCAUGUUCAAGGCCCAGAAGAUGGUGGUGGAGUAGCAGCAGGAGGACCACGUCCCAGCAGCCGCGUCCUGUUCAGUCGGAGUCCAGCUUCAGAGGCUGGAGUGGUGCUUGCUGGGAGACGUAGGACUUUUGUGUUUAGACCCUCAAGGAUCACCAGUCACAGGUUUCUGCUUUUUCAUAGGUUCUGAGUGAAGUGAUGCUGUUGCUUUUUUUCUAAUGUGAUGUGUCAGUAAUAAUAUGGGAAAUAUGAGAAGCUGUUUGAUUAAAAAGAAUCAAACAUUA